Molecule: messenger RNA, 1568 nt
Organism: Anolis sagrei ordinatus
Lineage: Eukaryota; Metazoa; Chordata; Lepidosauria; Squamata; Anolidae
Source: RefSeq, a predicted model, not a curated record
UGUUGCUGAGUUUGCGGAGAGAGCAGGCGGCGGUGGUGCGACUCGGGAGGGUGCAAUCUGAACCCAAGGGUUCCAAUGGGCCGGGGUGUGAGAGCCAUGCAAGCCGGGGAAAGGUGGUGGUAAGGCGGGGAGGCUGCCAGGAGGAUGGCGGCGGCGGGGCUGCAGCCCGGGCUGGAGCUGGGCGCGAGGCUGGUGCAGGGUCUUCUCUGCGGCGGCCUCUUCCUCUUCGCCUACCUGCAGCUCUGGCUGCUGCUCUGCGGGAGGGAGAAGCGGCUGAGCUUCCGCGCGGCGGGGCUCUUCCUGGGUCUGCUCUGGGCCGCCCUCCGCACCGUCCUCUGCGCCGCCCUCCUCCCGGCACGCCCCCGCCGGAGCCUCCCCGCCGCCCCCCGCUGGCUCCUCGGCGCCGCCCCCGCCGCCCUCCGCUUCGCCGCACUCGCUCUCCUCAACCUCUACUUCGCGCAGGUCAUCUUCAAAGUCAAGUGUGCUGCCGAAUUCAACAGAUACAAGGUGGUUUUGUACCUGGGCGCCAUCUUCACCAGCCUUCUCUUCCUCUUCGUGAACUUGACCUGCACGCUACUGGCACACGACGAUGCGCCCGAAGAGCAGCGGCGCUGGGCCCUCUUCACGCGGGUCGUGAUCAACGACGGCCUCUUCAUCCUCUCCUGUGCCUUGCUGGCCUGCACCAUGUGCCGGCUCUCCAAAAUGUCCUCGGCCAACGUUUACCUCGAGUCCAAGGGCACGUCUGUCUGCCAAGCGCUGCUCGUGGGUUCGGUCGUCGUCCUCCUCUACUCUUCAAUGGCGUUCUAUAACAUGGUGGCCGUCACCGUCUCUCCAGACCACAUGCCCAGUCCGUUCAACUACGGCUGGGACAACCUGAAGGUUCGAGGGGAAGAUGUCAGCAGCAAAGAAUACGUUGUCUUUGGGAUGGUGUUUUUCCUCUGGGAGUUUAUCCCGACCUUAUUUGUGGUGCUGUUCUUCAGAGCCCAGCGCCUGUCGCAGAAUUUGGCGCCUGCAGGGAUGAUCAACAGCCACAGCUACAGCUCCAGGGCUUACUUCUUUGACAACCCAAGGCGGUACGACAGCGACGACGACCUUCCCAGGCUUGGCGGAGGAGGAAGCAUAUCAACUCCUCAGAGCUCUGGAUGGUACGGAUCGUUGACGGGAAGCGACAUCUGCGCCUCGAUCCCUUCCUCGGCGGCUCCUUCCACGGACAUUGCUCCGCUGCUCUUCACUCACGGCAGCUUGGAUUCAAGGCAUCACCACAACGGGCACCUGGCGCUGCAGAACUGACCUGGGAAAAGAGAAGGACCCCCAGCACCCCCAGCAUCUUGGGGGGGGGGGGUUCCCAUUCAUUCCAUAAUAUGGGGAAGGAACAAUACGGUGCGGUGUGCUUUGGACCAAAAGGCCAUUUCCUGCCAUGAUGGAAGUGUUGACAUUGCAGUGGCUUCCGAGAGCAUUUUCGUGGUCAUGCAUUCGUAAACAAAACAAAGUCCCCUGACGGUUGGAGAGAUCGGUGUUUGCACUUUUAACCAAAAUAUUUCCAAAGGAAGUGUUCCCUUUCCCCCCCA